Molecule: messenger RNA, 5501 nt
Organism: Globicephala melas (long-finned pilot whale)
Lineage: Eukaryota; Metazoa; Chordata; Mammalia; Artiodactyla; Delphinidae
Gene: MTA3
Product: metastasis associated 1 family member 3
Biological process (GO): negative regulation of transcription by RNA polymerase II
Cellular component (GO): NuRD complex; nucleoplasm
Molecular function (GO): chromatin binding; transcription corepressor activity; histone deacetylase binding
Source: RefSeq, a predicted model, not a curated record
GCGGCAGUGGCGGCGGCAGCGGGCGGGGCUCGGCUCGGGCUCCGCGGGCGGGCGGGCGGACAUGGCGGCCAACAUGUACCGGGUCGGAGAUUAUGUCUACUUUGAGAAUUCCUCUAGCAAUCCGUACCUCAUCAGAAGGAUAGAAGAACUCAACAAGACUGCAACUGGCAACGUGGAAGCAAAAGUAGUGUGCUUUUAUAGACGACGAGAUAUUUCCAACACGCUUAUAAUGCUUGCAGACAAGCAUGCUAAAGAAAUUGAGGAAGAAUCUGAAACAACAAUUGAGGCUGACUUGACGGAUAAACAGAAACAUCAGUUGAAACAUAGGGAGCUCUUUUUGUCUCGCCAAUACGAAUCUCUGCCUGCAACACAUAUCAGGGGGAAAUGCAGUGUUGCCCUUCUGAAUGAGACAGAGUCUGUAUUGUCAUAUCUUGAUAAAGAGGAUACUUUUUUCUACUCAUUGGUCUAUGAUCCCUCAGUGAAAACACUGUUAGCUGACAAAGGUGAAAUCAGAGUGGGACCUAGAUAUCAAGCAGACAUUCCAGAAAUGCUCUUAGAAGGAGAAUCAGAUGAGAGGGAACAGUCAAAAUUGGAAGUGAAAGUUUGGGACCCAAAUAGCCCACUUACAGAUCGACAGAUUGACCAAUUUUUAGUUGUAGCACGUGCCGUCGGGACAUUCGCCCGAGCCCUUGAUUGCAGCAGUUCUGUACGGCAGCCUAGUUUGCAUAUGAGUGCAGCUGCAGCUUCUCGAGACAUCACCCUGUUUCAUGCUAUGGAUACGUUGUAUAGGCACAGCUAUGAUUUGAGCAGUGCAAUUAGUGUCUUAGUACCACUUGGGGGACCUGUUUUAUGCAGAGAUGAAAUGGAAGAAUGGUCGGCCUCUGAAGCUAGUUUAUUUGAAGAGGCACUGGAAAAAUAUGGCAAAGACUUCAACGACAUACGUCAAGACUUUCUCCCUUGGAAAUCAUUGACUAGCAUCAUUGAAUAUUAUUACAUGUGGAAAACUACUGACAGAUAUGUGCAGCAGAAACGUCUAAAAGCAGCAGAAGCUGAGAGUAAGCUGAAACAAGUGUAUAUCCCAACUUACAGCAAACCAAAUCCCAACCAAAUAUCCACCAGCAAUGGCAAACCUGGUGCUGUGAAUGGAGCCGUGGGAUCCGCAUUCCAGCCGCAGAACCCUCUCCUAGGGCGAGCCUGUGAGAGCUGCUAUGCUACACAGUCUCAUCAGUGGUAUUCUUGGGGCCCACCUAAUAUGCAGUGUAGGUUAUGUGCAACCUGUUGGCUCUAUUGGAAAAAAUACGGAGGCCUAAAAAUGCCCACCCAGUCGGAAGAGGAGAAGUUACCUCCCAGCCCAGCUACAGAGGACCCUCGAGUUCGAAGUCACAUGUCUCGCCAGGCCAUGCAGGGGAUGCCGGUCCGAAACACUGGGAGCCCAAAGUCUGCAGUGAAGACCCGUCAAGCUUUCUUCCUUCACACUACAUAUUUCACAAAAUUUGCUCGUCAGGUCUGCAAAAAUACCCUCCGGCUGCGGCAGGCAGCAAGACGGCCGUUUGUUCCUAUUAAUUAUGCUGCCAUUAGGGCAGAAUAUGCAGACAGACGUGCGGACCUAUCUGGAAGUCCACUGAAAAGCAAAAGCACUAGGAAACCUUUGGCAUGUAUCAUUGGGUAUUUAGAGAUCCAUCCUUCGAAGAAACCUAAUGUAAUUCGAUCUACACCAAGCCUACAAACCCCAGCUACCAAGCGGAUGCUCACCACCCCGAAUCACACGUCUCUGAGCAUUUUGGGGAAAAGAAACUACAGUCAUCACAAUGGCCUGGAUGGCAAAGUGGAACCCUGCAGCCUGCCCUCCCUCCCUCCCCGCCUCCCCCGAAUACCGAGUGGCCUGCGUGUGAGGUCUCUAAGCUCGGCCUCCGUUGGAAUCUGCAUUGCCCCUGGCAGAGGAGGAUGCAGGGCUCAUCAGGACGCAGACUGGGUGGCUGCCUCCCUGCCCCCACCAGCUCUGGCAGCAGAGACUGUGGAGCCAACAAGACAUCGUCCUGGGAGAGGGAGGCGGGAGUCCAGUCAACACCCUGACCGUCGUGCUCACAGCCUGGUGAGAACAGCCUGCUGUACGUCCGCCAGCCUGCUGUCGUUAUUCCCAGAUUCCUGAUGCUUCCAAAGUCUGUGAUGGUCCCAAGUCCACAGCCGUGAUGAAGUACAUCCCACAGGCAGAGGGCUCCCCUGCCAAGUUUCUACUGCCAUGGUCUGGGGACAUGGGGGCUUCUCCCACAAACAGAACAAUCCUGAGAGUCCUCAAGGUUCCCUGCCACUGUCCACCCCACUUAGCCGGCCAUCACCCAGUACUCCCUGCGGAGAGGGGAGUGGGGAGCUGUGGCUGGCUUCAGAUAAGGUACGAGUCCUGCUCCCCUCUGCGUGGUGUUCUCAUGAGCCCAUGGCACCAGGCCUGCGGGCAGAGAUGAGGGCCCGGGGCUCCUGGUAACCUGGGACAGCACCAAGAGAGGCUGUGCUUCCAGGCUCCAGGAUCUGACACGCCCCGCCCCCUUGCCUCCAUGCCAAACGGCUGUGGUCAGCAGGGCGCUGCGUGCUGCCAACUCUGAGUCUCUGGGUUUCAGACGCAGUGGCCGUUGGCCCCUCUCCCACAGAUCCUCCAGGGCUUUCCACUGCCCUGGGCUCCCACUGGCCAAGGCUGAGGGCAGAUAGGCCAUAACCACGGGGUGCAGGGUGGUGGGACCACCAGACUGAGCUUUGAAUACAGACAAGCCUGGGCUGGAAACAGAGCUGCCUGCUUUCCAAAUCUCUCUGAGCCUCAUCUGUAAAAUGGGGUGCUGCCACCUUCUUGGAGAGUUGUAAGGAUUAAAUGAGGUCAUAUAUGUGAAAACAUCUAGCAAAUUCCCUGGCACAGAGUCGGUGUUCAGAAAAACGGGAGAUCUAACUUUCGUGAUUUUCUGUCUUGGAUUAGGCCCACGCUUGGCACUAGGGGGCCCUUCUCGUGGCCACGUGCACCCUGCCCAGGGGGCCUCCCUGAGACAUUUGUGUGUUCUGUCCUCAGCUCCUGUACAGAGAAACACAUCACUGCAGCCCGAGCACACGCCCAGCCUCUGCCCUCACUGCCCUGAACUGGUGGAAGCUUAGGGGGAGGCUGGUGGUGUUUCUUCAUUGCCUGUAGGAGAGGAAAUCCUCUAGAGCGGUAGGUGGGUGAAGGUCCCGACAUCCCUCAGGGCCGGAAGUCCUUUCAGCAAAGUCAGGGUCUCCUUUGCCGUUGUCAGUGGAGGGGAUCAAAGCAAUGAGCCGGCAGGCUGGGGCGGGGGAGGCAGGGUUCAGACCCAGGUUUUCUGGAGGAAGCGCUGACUCUACCCAGGGACCUGUUUCAUCCAGAUCCAGCUUCAGUUCCCCCCACGUGCGACCCCUCACCAACUUCUCAUUGAAGCCCCAUGAAACCGAGCCCAGAUCUCCCUCUGCAGGUUGCAUGAUUCGUCUCUACCCAUUGCUGCGUCCCGGGCUCCCAGCACUCCUGGACCCCACGGGGGCCUGUACAUAGCAGGGGGGAGAAGGGGGAGGAGGCCAGACAGCCCUCCCCCCCUGCUGCCAAGCUCCUGAACAGCUUUACGCCCCUCUGAAGGCUCAUCACAAUGUCUGUAUUAACUGUGGUUAACUCCAGCUGGGGGGAUUUUGUGUUUUUAGUAUUUCUACGUUUUCUACAAUGAGCACAAGUCACUUCAGUUACUGGGGAGAGAAACCUCAACAGAUGCUAUAUUUUAAAGUUAUGUAAAAAGAGUAAGUGAGAAAGAGAAAGAGGCAGAGGGACAUCAGCUGUGCCGCAGGACAGGCAUAGGAGCUCGCAUGGAGGCGCCACACACAGAGCAUGAGGGCUUCUCUAAAAGCAGGGGGACCCGAUCACAGACCCUCCACAAGGUCCACGGUCACCCAGCGCUCCAGAUCUCCCUCCCCCCUGCACACGCACACAGUCAUGGGAGCACCAGGUGUCUGGCAAAGAUCACAGGCUGUGUGUGUGCAGACCCGUAGGUGCCCGUCUGUCAGGAAGCCUUUACUAAGGACUUUCUGGGUAGCAGGCAAGUGCUGUGCUGAGCCUGUGGACAGAGGGAUGGAGAGGACCCUGGCCUCAGGGAGCAGUCCGCCCAGCAGAACCCUGCAGGGCAGUGGGCUGAAGGCUGUUAGGGGUGAAGGGGAGCUAGGCCCCCAGGAACCUGGCAGUCCUGGAGAGGACAGGAGGAGGAUGGAUGACAGUGAUGUCCAGGACCCGGCCUAGGAGACCCUGAGUCACUCGGCAGCAGUGCACGUAGGAGCGGUGGGGCUGGGAGAGUUACUUGGCAGGGGUGGCACUCGGGGGCACCUGUGGCAGCUCUGGGCCCGCAGCAUGAGGAUCGGUCACCCCGGGAACUUCUUGCGGGCAGGGUCCUGAGUCACAGACAGGGCCGUGGAGCCUUGCCCGCGUUCCCAGCUGUACCUGUGGCGACGCAGGUGGGCGGGGCUCAGACAAGGCUGGGAUCCCAGGGAAAGGUGGGCAGUCCCACAGUUGGGGGUAAAUCCUCCCCAGGUACUCACGCGGUCCCAGCUGGCACCAGGAGGCUGUCAUUGGGGGUCAGGCUCAGGCGCUGUCCUUCCAUCGUCACAACCGAGGAGCCCUCCUAGGAAAGAGGAAUAGGAGAAACAAAUGGAGGCUGUCAGGCUGCGGCACCUGUCCGAGCGUCCCUGAGUCAGCCUUGGCAAGGAGGCCCGGGAGCCGGUCCGGGCUGUGGACACCCCAGGAGCAGCCUGGUCCUCACGGGCAGGCAGGAGGCUGUGCCCCUCCCGCCCCACCCCCGGGCCCACUUGCCAACUGCCACAGCCACACGUCCACGUCCUGUCUCUGGCCUUCGCUGCUGCCUUGUCCACAGACCAUCACCUGCGGGGAAGUGACACGGAGCUUUCCGGCACAUCCUGCCCCACGUGGGAGAUGGCCUUGAACCUGGCCCCGAGACACCAGGCCUGCGUGGGGCAGGGAUGGGGCCCGCAACACAGCCUCAUUUCCAGGUGCGGAGCAGACAGCUGGCCUUGGAGAGGAAGGCUGCCCAGGCCACAGGGCCCCCUGGCCACCUGCUGUUGGGGAUCACACGUGCCUGCCCUCCACAUCCACGUACAUUUCUGGCCCCUCGGAUGCACGACACAACUACUGCUGACCCAUGUGGAGGCACGCCUACCAGGGGCACACGAGGCACGUGUGUGUACACGGCUCAGUGCAGAUGCACGUAGCACACACGCAUGAACUCCCCAGAGGAUGCCCACCUCCCUUCCUCGUGAGAGGUUAGGAGUCUGGCCUAAGGAGGAGGAGGAGGGAGGUGGGAGAGGAUGAAUGAGAGCGAGAGGGAGGCCGAGCAACUCUGACCUGCAUCAGCUGGAACCCACAGCUGCUGUGCAGGCCACGCUCCCAGCGGCCCAGAGUGGGUGGGACUCAGUAGAUGUUGGCUGGAGUGAACUGAAGCAGGGAGAAGGACGGGUGUGAA